UCGAGCUCGAGGCAGAGCGGGAUAACCGCUAUGGGGAUAACAUCCGAUCGCCGCGGCGGACCGUCGGAAACUCGAGAUGAGUUCUUUGGAGAGUCUUCCAUUGCCUCAUUUCUAGACGAGAUCAAACAGUCUGCAAUAACGGACCCAGCGCCAGAAAAGGACAGCGCCGUAGACACGAGUUUCAACGUGUCCUCAUCUUCUCUGCCAGGCAUAGAGGAGUCCAAGUCUGCAAAACCCCAGAAGUUUCCUUCACCACCGCGGCAGCUUGCGGACUAUCUCCUCAAAUGCUACUUUGACAAAAUCCAUAGUCUAUACCCUUUUAUUCACAAGCCGUCAUUUCUUCGUGCAUAUAAUGCUCUAUGGACACCUGAGGGGAGAACCUAUACGGACGGAUCGUAUCCUCGGAUGGGACUGGGUGAUCCAGAUGUACUUCCCUCCACAUUCCAUUGCGCACUGAACAUCCUCCUUGCCCAAGGAUGUCACUUUUCAGAGCUACAUCCCUCAGCCCGUGAUGCUACCGCGGACGAGUUUGCUCGGCGAUCUGAACAGCUUCUCAAAAUCACCUCGCUGGACAAAGAAAACCUGGCUCUUGUACAGACACUGCUCGUAACAUCGCAUUACUUGCAAGGAGGUGACUCGUCUUCCAGAUGUUGGAACAUCAUCGGGCUUGCAUGCCGAAUAGCGCACUCAAGCAGCAUGAUGCUAGGGCGCCCCCCUAUGACCAAUGCAUCAGUCGUUCCUCUUCCAGAGGCCAUCAAUGACGAGAAUCUUGACUCUCUUCGCCAGUCUUCCCAGACCUCACUGAACACGGUAUCCCAUACAGAGAACUAUGUAAGGACUCUGCAAUUGUACAAAAUACUGAGGAGGACUUUAUAUGAGAUGUAUGACUUAUGGGAGGACAAGCUGGAGCAGCCAGGGCAGAGAAAGACCAAAAACAGUCAGGCCCAGAUUGCAAUGGAUCUGGAAGCGGAUCUUGAGGGCUUCAAAUCGCAGCUUCCCGUACAGCUGGCAUGGGAUCAUAGGCAAGGGCCUGCGCCGUUAGCAGAACGCCUAUCUCGCGAAAGCAACCUUCUCAGGGCCAGGUUUCUUCAUCUCAGAAUACUAAUACUGCGUCCCACUUUGGUUUCAUUUUGUCAUGAAAACCACCACGCACAGUACCCGACUUCUGCCCCUAACACGCAACCAGGCCGACCCACAGAACCGGAGAGCAAAAUCCUCAGUGAAUUGAGGCUUAGCUGCUCGACGUCUUGUGUCGAAGCUGCCAUUCAGUUGGUUCAACUCAUGAAUGACAUAUCGAGCACCGAGAUGGCCAGUGUGUGGUGGUAUAGUGUAUUCUAUACAUUUACUGCCGGCAUUGUUCUGGUGUUAGCUCGUACCAGCCCUAUCAUUGAGGCCAAGUUCUCCAAUCAGAUAUUGGAUGACUCCUGGCGAACUUGCUGCCACUGUUUAGAGAGCAUGAGCCGGUUUAGCAAAUCUGCAGAGAUUUGCGCCUUUAGCCUCCAGAAAAUACUAUCUGCAGUUUCAGUAAGAGACACCACGCCUAGUGGACCACGCCAUAUUCCUGAGCCGCCGUCUCAAAAUUUGGUCGAGACCGUUCCCCAAGCAACAAUUGGAAACUCAUAUAUGGCCAAUUGGCCGCGAUUUACAAGCAUGCCGCUCGGCGAUCCAAUGCCGAGCGUCGAAAACCACGGGACAGGCACAGAACAAGAUUUUAUUAAUGUGCCGGAUCAUGAUACAACUGGCUAUCUAUGCAACGGCCAGGGAUCGCAGGACUUUUCUGGGUCUUUGUGGGGAAUGAUGUGGGAUGAUUCAUGGCUGACUGCCCCUUUUCUCUUCUGA
Molecule: messenger RNA, 1839 nt
Organism: Aspergillus versicolor CBS 583.65
Lineage: Eukaryota; Fungi; Ascomycota; Eurotiomycetes; Eurotiales; Aspergillaceae
Product: fungal specific transcription factor domain-containing protein
Exons: 4
Biological process (GO): positive regulation of transcription from RNA polymerase II promoter by galactose; DNA-templated transcription
Cellular component (GO): nucleus
Molecular function (GO): zinc ion binding; DNA-binding transcription factor activity, RNA polymerase II-specific; RNA polymerase II cis-regulatory region sequence-specific DNA binding
Source: RefSeq, a predicted model, not a curated record